AUGUCAAUACACGAAGUGAGCAAGGCCAUCGACAGGUUUGCCUCUCUACGAAGAGCCAAGACUGACUGGGAUAACGUGGGGGUGAUAGUAGACUCCGGCACGCAGGACAAAAAGAUUCUUCUAACGAUAGAUCUAACAGAACCUGUACUGGAAGAGUGUAUUCACCUUGGCGUCAAGAAUGUUGUUGCAUAUCAUCCCAUAAUAUUCAAGGCUGUAAAAAAGCUUGGGUCUAAGGAAUCUAUAGUUAUUGGGUGCAUCAAGAAUGGGAUUAACGUCUUCACACCACACAGCGCGUUGGAUCCACUGAUGAACACCUAUGUAUACAACAUGAUUAACAGUGGGCCUUUCUUCUACAAAAAGAACUGCGGGCCCAAUACCUCAACUAUAGGAAAUGCCAUAAGAAUUCUUAAGGAGAGAAGCGGUCUGGAGAGUUUCAGGAUAUGUCUGGCAAGAGAGCAUACAAUGGAAAGUGUUCCGGAGUUUAUGCAUGUCGGCGUGGGAGCAACAUUCCGAAACGUGCUUCUUAAGAAUUCGAUUGUUAUCACCGGAGAAAUGUCUCACCACGAUCUUCUGUCGUGCAUUGCAAAUGGUGCAAGCGUUAUUCUAAUGGAGCACAGCAACAGUGAAAGGAUAUGCCUAGGGCAUAUCUCGGCAAAACUGAAGGAGGAGCUUCCCGAGUACGAGAUAUUUGUUUCAAAGAAUGACAAGGACCCGGUUACAAUACUGUGA
Messenger RNA from Encephalitozoon cuniculi GB-M1, 729 nucleotides. RefSeq lists its product as uncharacterized. NCBI's taxonomy places the organism in Eukaryota, Fungi, Microsporidia, Unikaryonidae. The record is from RefSeq and is marked provisional. The transcript has a single exon. Gene Ontology annotation, cellular component: cytoplasm; mitochondrion. Bases 1 to 729 code for a protein of 242 amino acids.